AUGUCGAUGUGGCAGACGCCCAACACGUUCCUGACGCAGGGCUUAUCCGUCGGUCAGGUCAUGGGCAUUAUCGUUAUCGCCCGCCUUAUCGUCUCGCUCUUCUCCAUUAUCCUCGGGUGGGUUUGCCUCACGGCCAUCUGGCCAUCCUUCCAGCGCAUCCACAACCAGCUGCCGGACAACUUCCCCGCCACCACCAGCAAGAUGGUCGGCUUCACCGUCUUCUGGGUCGUCUCGGUGCCGUUCCUGUUCAUCCGGCCGGAGCACUUUAAAAAGCCGUUUUUCUUUUCCAGCCUGGGGUGCGGCAUCGGCAUGCUCGCCAUAAUAACCUGGUCGCUGUCGGUGGCCGGGGGCGUCGGUCCCGUUUUCUACAAAGGCGAAGCGGUCCCAGCCAGCUCCCGGUGGAGCUUCUCGUGGCUGAUGAUGGCGGGGCUGAACCAGGCCAUCGGGCAAAAGGCGGCCGGCAUGUAUACCGCCGGCGUCAACUGGCGCGUACUGCCGUGCUGGGUCGCCGGCUGGGACCCCACCAUCGGGGGCCUAAUCGCCACGGUCUCGGGCAGAGGGGACGGUCCCGCCGCGUUGUAUCAGCUAUACUACGUGGCCUUCUUCGUGGGGCUCGCCAUCUCCUUUGUGCUCUUUUACACCCUGAAUUGGCUGUUCCCCGUCAAGGGCGCAGGCGGGUACGACGAGCACGACGACUGGGCGACUUUUACUCCGCGCGAGGCCGAGAAGCUGGGCAUAGUGCCGCACGAGAAUGCUGCCGAGUUUGUCGUCCCAAGGCGCUUUGGCGACUCGGGCUAUCGACCCCCCCGUCCUGCGCCCGCGAGCAGCAAAGAGAAGAACGCAGAGGUUGCGGCUACCCAGGUCGCUGCGGGAGGUCAGAGAUGA
Pyricularia pennisetigena is the source of this 885-nucleotide messenger RNA. RefSeq lists its product as uncharacterized. Gene Ontology annotation, molecular function: nucleobase transmembrane transporter activity. Bases 1 to 885 code for a protein of 294 amino acids. Lineage: Eukaryota; Fungi; Ascomycota; Sordariomycetes; Magnaporthales; Pyriculariaceae. The transcript is spliced from 3 exons. The record is from RefSeq and is a predicted model, not a curated record. Gene Ontology annotation, biological process: transmembrane transport; nucleobase transport. Gene Ontology annotation, cellular component: plasma membrane.